Didymodactylos carnosus is the source of this 432-nucleotide messenger RNA. NCBI's taxonomy places the organism in Eukaryota, Metazoa, Rotifera, Eurotatoria, Philodinida, Philodinidae. The record is from the annotation of a GenBank genome assembly.
AUGGAGAGCAGCCAUCUAAGUUGCUUCCCAUCGCGUCGCGGCACCGAUUUUUUAAGAACAUCCGCGUCGCGGCAGCGGCACGGUGCCAAAUUUUGGAAACGUCCGCAUCAUGCUGCUAAACAAGAACUGCUAGAUGAAUGUCAUCUACAGUAUGCUCACAAUGCAAUUAAACUUUAUAAAAUUGAUGAAUUUGAACAAAACUAUGCAUCAGAUGAAGCUGUAUAUUGGUAUACACGUGACAUGUGUCUAUAUCGUAUGAUGAAUAAAGCCCUACGCACACAAGAUCUUCGUAUCUUAUAUAAAAUGAAAUUUUUUAUUAAAGAUCUUCAUCAGAAUUUACAAAAAUUGUAUGAUGAAUCAAAUUUUAAGUCAAUCGUAACAGUUUACCGUGGUCAAAAUAUGCCAUCAGAUGAGUUUAAUAAGCCAUUAUAA